This is a messenger RNA of Chaetura pelagica (chimney swift), 1264 nucleotides long. RefSeq names its product guanine nucleotide binding protein (G protein), alpha activating activity polypeptide, olfactory type (gene GNAL). Lineage: Eukaryota; Metazoa; Chordata; Aves; Apodiformes; Apodidae. The transcript is spliced from 12 exons. Gene Ontology annotation, cellular component: heterotrimeric G-protein complex. The record is from RefSeq and is a predicted model, not a curated record. Bases 19 to 1158 code for a protein of 379 amino acids. Gene Ontology annotation, molecular function: GTP binding; GTPase activity; G protein-coupled receptor binding. Gene Ontology annotation, biological process: adenylate cyclase-modulating G protein-coupled receptor signaling pathway.
CCCUCCCCGGCAGCGGCCAUGGGGUGUUUGGGCAACGGCAAAACGGAGGAUCAGCGUAUCGACGAGAAAGCGCAGCGGGAAGCCAACAAAAAAAUAGAGAAGCAGUUGCAGAAGGAGAGGCUGGCUUAUAAGGCGACCCACCGCUUGCUUCUGCUGGGGGCUGGUGAGUCAGGAAAAAGCACUAUUGUGAAACAAAUGCGAAUCCUACAUGUCAAUGGAUUUAAUUCAGAAGAAAAGAAACAGAAAAUACUGGAUAUUCGGAAAAAUGUUAAAGAUGCUAUUGUGACUAUAGUUUCAGCUAUGAGCACUUUAAUACCCCCUGUUCCAUUGGCCAACCCAGAAAACCAAUUUCGAAUGGACUACAUCAAGAGUAUAGCUCCUCUUUCUGACUUUGACUAUACAAAGGAAUUCUUUGAACACGCAAAAAAGCUCUGGGAUGACGAAGGUGUGAAGGCAUGUUUCGAGAGGUCGAACGAAUAUCAGCUGAUUGACUGUGCACAGUACUUUUUAGAAAGAAUUGACAGUGUCAGCAUGGAUGACUACACACCCACAGAUCAGGACCUAUUAAGAUGCAGAGUGUUGACAUCAGGGAUUUUUGAAACAAGAUUUCAAGUAGAUAAAGUCAAUUUCCACAUGUUUGAUGUAGGUGGCCAGAGGGAUGAGAGAAGAAAAUGGAUCCAAUGCUUUAAUGAUGUCACGGCUAUCAUCUUUGUUGUGGCUUGCAGCAGCUACAACAUGGUAAUAAGGGAAGAUAACAACACAAACAGACUACGGGAAUCUCUGGACCUUUUCAAAAGCAUCUGGAAUAACAGGUGGUUACGGACCAUUUCUAUCAUUUUGUUCUUGAAUAAACAGGACAUGCUGGCCGAAAAAGUCUUGGCAGGGAAAUCAAAAAUCGAAGAUUACUUUCCUGAAUAUGCGCAUUACACUGUACCUGAGGAUGCAACACCAGAUGCAGGAGAAGACCCCAAAGUCACAAGAGCCAAGUUCUUCAUCCGGGAUGAGUUUUUAAGGAUAAGUACAGCGAGCGGAGAUGGCAGGCACUACUGCUACCCACACUUUACGUGUGCAGUGGACACAGAAAACAUCCGCAGAGUGUUCAACGACUGUCGGGACAUCAUUCAAAGGAUGCAUCUCCGCCAGUACGAACUCUUGUGAGGGGGAUCACCGUGGAACCUGUGGUUUUAAAUUCUUUGCUCCUUACUCUUUCUCUUGAUACUACCCCACACAGGGUGGAAGAAUAUAUUAUAGAAAUGUCAGCCUC